Messenger RNA from Aspergillus aculeatus ATCC 16872, 939 nucleotides. Its product is annotated as putative ribosomal small subunit assembly protein. Gene Ontology annotation, biological process: ribosomal small subunit assembly; rRNA processing. Gene Ontology annotation, cellular component: UTP-C complex; CURI complex. NCBI's taxonomy places the organism in Eukaryota, Fungi, Ascomycota, Eurotiomycetes, Eurotiales, Aspergillaceae. The record is from RefSeq and is a predicted model, not a curated record. The transcript has 3 exons. Bases 1 to 939 code for a protein of 312 amino acids.
AUGAAGAAAGACCUUGAGGUGGCGGGUUACGCCGUGCUACCCCUGCAGCUCCCCAAGACCUCCUCUGCAAAGGCCGCGACGCAUUACAUGUAUCUCCGAGCCCACGAACCUCGCAUUCCUGACGAAGACACCCCUCGCUCGAUGUUCAUCGUCAACGUGCCCAUCGACACGACCGAGAUUCACUUGCGCCACCUCUUCGGUACCCAGCUCGCGGCCGGCCGAGUUGAGCGCGUCCACUUCGAAUCCGUCCCCACGAAGAAGAAUCAGGCCGCGAUACCGCAGGCAAAUGUCGGCGGCGGCGGCAGCAAGGCCAAGAAACGGAAGCGCGUCACCGCCGAUGAGCUGGAGUCUCAGCUGGAGGAUAUCGCACUCCCCGCGAUCUGGGACCGGCCGCUCCAGAAGAGCGGAGCGCACGCCGUUGUGGUUUUUGUGGAUCAGCCCAGCAUGGAGGCCAGUCUGAAGGCUGCUCGGAAGGCCGCGCGCAAGGCGGUCAGGCUUGACGAGGACCGUGUGCCGGCUCUCGGGCUGGAGCGGUAUCUCUUCCACUCACAGGCUCGGUACCCCAGCCGCGGAGAAUUGCUCCGCACGGUCAAUGAUUUCAUGACGGUGUUCGAGCAGGUGGCCGAGAGCCGGAAGCGCGAGGCGGCGCGCAAGGCCCAGGAGCCGGACGAGGAUGGCUUCGUGACGGUCACGAGUGGACCCAAGCUGGCGGACGCGACCCACGAGGAUGAGGCGCGGGAGUUGAUCGAGAAGCAGAAGAAGAAGCAGGAGGGCCUGGAGGACUUCUACCGCUUCCAGUCCCGAGAGAAGAGGAAGGAAAGGCAACAUGAGCUGUUGCGAAAGUUCGAUGAAGAUAAGAAGAAGCUGGCGGAUCUGAAGAGGAGAAAGGGGAAAUUCGCGAACCGACCCUUGAAAGAGCUAUCUGUCAAGCUUCCGUAG